Cyprinodon variegatus (sheepshead minnow) is the source of this 6100-nucleotide messenger RNA. RefSeq names its product kinesin-like protein KIF21A. The record is from RefSeq and is a predicted model, not a curated record. Gene Ontology annotation, biological process: microtubule-based movement; mitotic spindle organization. Gene Ontology annotation, molecular function: microtubule motor activity; microtubule binding; ATP binding. The coding region runs from base 317 to 5119 and encodes 1600 amino acids. NCBI's taxonomy places the organism in Eukaryota, Metazoa, Chordata, Actinopteri, Cyprinodontiformes, Cyprinodontidae. The transcript is spliced from 35 exons.
UGGAAACCACACGCCAAAAGCGGCUCCCUCCACUUCCACGCUCCCACUCACGCCACGCGCGCCUGGAAGCUGCGAGACGAUGCGGCUGCAGGGCUGAGCGCCACCGGCUCUCUUUCCACCCGCGGAGACGCGACGUUCGGCUGCAGCGCUGCGUAAAAGAUGAACCUUCAGGCCGGCUGAACGUGGAGGCUGCAGACCGACGCGCUUCGGUGAAAGGUGGGGGAGGGGGGACGGCAGGCCGUCUACUUAAGAGGAUAAAAGAAAGGACGGAAAGGGAAAGGGAGCUAUUUAUAAGGUGGACGCUCUCGGUGACGUCAUGAGCGGCGGAGCGGACGAGAGCUCGGUGCGCGUUGCCCUGAGGAUCCGUCCUCAGUUGGCUAAAGAAAAGAUCGAGGGCUGUCACAUAUGCACAUAUGUGAUGCCCGGAGAACCACAAGUGGUCCUCGGCAAGGACAAGGCCUUCACCUUUGAUCAUGUUUUUGACAUGGACACUCAGCAGGAAGCUAUCUACACCCACUGUACUGAGAGACUCAUUGAGGGGUGCCUUGAGGGCUACAACGCCACCAUCUUUGCAUAUGGACAGACCGGUUCAGGUAAGACGUACACCAUGGGAACCGGCUUCGAUGUCAACAUCGGAGACGAAGAGCAGGGCAUCAUUCCCCGGGCCGUCCACCACCUGUUCAGGGGGAUCGAGGAGCGCAGACAGGCUGCCACCGAGCAGGGCAGGCCUGUCCCUGAGUUCAAGAUCAACGCGCAGUUCCUAGAGCUGUACAACGAAGAGGUUCUGGAUUUGUUUGACACGACCCGAGACCUGGAGGCCAGGAGGCAGAGGUCCAACAUCAAAAUCCAUGAGGACGCCAAUGGGGGCAUCUACACCGUGGGGGUCACCACCCGUACCGUCACCUCGGCUGCUGAGAUGAUGCAAUGCCUGAAGCUGGGCGCCUUGUCUCGCACCACCGCCAGCACCCAGAUGAAUGUCCAGAGUUCACGCUCCCACGCCAUCUUCACCAUCCACCUCUGCCAAGUGCGAGUCUGCUCUACUGAUAACAAUGAUAAUGUCACCGAUAACCGGCUGGCUAGUGAUUCAGAAAUAAAUGAGUUUGAAACGCUGACCGCCAAGUUCCACUUUGUGGAUCUGGCCGGCUCAGAGAGACUGAAAAGAACCGGAGCGACGGGAGACCGAGCAAAAGAGGGCAUCUCCAUCAACUGUGGACUGCUUGCCUUGGGAAAUGUCAUCAGUGCUUUGGGGGACCGAAGUAAACGCUCCACCCACGUGCCUUACAGAGACUCCAAACUCACCCGGCUCUUACAGGACUCACUAGGCGGCAACAGCCAAACUGUCAUGAUCGCCUGCAUCAGCCCAUCUGACCGAGACUUCAUGGAGACCUUGAACACCCUAAAGUACGCCAACAGGGCCCGAAACAUCAAGAACAAGGUAAUGGUGAACCAGGACAGAGCCAGCCAGCAGAUCAGUGCCCUCAGGACGGAGAUAGCCCGCCUGCAGAUGGAGCUGAUGGAGUACAAGACGGGGAAACGUGUGUUGGGGGAAGAUGGUGUGGAGGGCAUCAAUGAUCUGGUCCAUGAGAACUCCAUGUUGCAGACGGAGAACAACAACCUGAGAGUGAGAGUGAAGGCUAUGCAAGAGACUAUUGAUGCACAGAGGAUGCGGCUGACGCAGCUCCUCAGUGAGCAGGCCAGCCAGGUCCUCGCUAAAGCAGGUGAGGGGAGUGAAGAAAUUGGGAAUAUGAUUCAGAACUACAUUAAAGAAAUCGAAGAGCUGCGAGCGAAGCUUCUCGAGAGCGAAGCCGUGAACGAGAAUCUGAGAAAGAGCCUGUCUCGGGCGUCGGCUCGCUCAUCGCUGUACGGCGGCCCAGGCUCCUUUUCCUCCGCCCUGAUCGCCCCGGAGAAGGAGGCCAGCGACGUCAUCGAGAUGGCCAAGAAAAACCUGGAGAAGCUUAAGAAGAUGGAGAAGAAGAAGAAGAAAAGUGUUGUCAAGGAGGAGCUCCCUGACAACGAUCAGGAGAGAAGCAACGAGGAGGCGGAGGGGGAAGCAAGUGGGCAUGAAGACGGAGAAGAUGCAGAUGGAGAAGAGGAUGACUUCGAUAUGGAAGGAGAGGAGUCGUCUGAAGGUUCGGACUCAGAGGAGCUGGAUGAGAAAGAAAACGUGCAGGCUGACUUGGCCAACAUCACGUGCGAGAUCGCCAUCAAGCAGAAGCUGAUCGACGAGCUGGAGAACAGCCAGCGGCGCCUCCACACCCUCAAGCAGCAGUACGAGCAGAAGCUGAUGAUGCUGCAGAACAAGAUCCGAGACACGCAGCUGGAGAGGGACAAAGUUCUGCACAACAUGGGCUCAGUUGAAUCGGGCACUGAGGAGAAAGCCAAAAAAAUUAAAGCAGAGUACGAGAGAAAGCUGAGCAGCAUGAACAAAGAGCUGCAGAAGCUCCAGUCGGCUCAGAAGGAGCACGCCCGCCUGCUGAAGAACCAAACGCAGUACGAGAAACAGCUGAAGAAGCUCCAGCAGGAUGUCAACGAGAUGAAGAAGACUAAAGUGGCGCUGAUGCGUCAGAUGAAGGAGCAGCAGGAGAGGAGUAGGGCAACAGAGUGCAGGAGGAACAGAGAGAUCGCGACUCUGAAGAAGGACCAGCGCAGAGCAGAGCUUCAAGUGAGGCAGCUGGAGGCCCAGAAAAGACAACAGGAGCUGAUCCUUCGCAGGAAGAAUGAGGAGGUGACGGCUCUGAGGCGACAGGUGAGACCAGUGUCUGGAAAGGUGAGUAGGAAGCUGAGCUCACCGGAGUCAGCUCUGGAAGCUUCAUCAAGAGGGAACCUCGGGCGGCCGCGGACGUCCGGAGCAAACGCGUCCAACGGAGCAAGGUUCGUCACGUCACGUAGCUCACAGCAGCGUUCAGAGUUCAGCAGCUCUAAUGGAGUCGCCUCCCUUUUCAGGAGCUCCACCAUGAGGAUGGGAAGCAUCUACCUGAACAGGACGGCCAGGACCAAGUGGCAGUCUCUGGAAAGACGUGUCAGUGACAUCAUCAUGCAGAGGAUGACCAUUUCCAACAUGGAGGCAGACAUGAACCGACUUCUGAAGCAAAGGGAGGAGCUGACCCGGCGGCGGGAGCGCGUGUCCAGGAAGAGAGAGAAGCUGGCGGCGGACGGCGCUGAUGCCGACCGCUCUCUAGCCUCCCUGAACGAGGAGCUGGAGUCACUGGGCGCUAACAUCGACUACAUCAACGACAGCAUCGCCGAAUGUCAGGCCAACAUCAUGCAGAUGGAGGAAGCCAAGGAGGAAGGAGACACCGUGGACAUCACUGCCGUCAUCAGCUCCUGCAGCCUAUCUGAAGCCCGCUUCCUUCUGGACCAUUUUGUCUCCAUGGCGAUCAACAAGGGUCUGCAGGCAGCUCAGAAGGACUCCCAGCUGAAAGUGAUGGAGGGGAGGCUGAAGCAGACCGAGAUAAACAGCGCCACCCAGAACCAGCUGCUCUUCCACAUGCUGAAGGAAAAAGCCGAGAUCAACCCCGAGCUGGACGCCCUGCUAGGCAGCGCCCUGCAAGAGUUAGGGUUCCUGUUACCAGCUGCAGAAAACGGGGACUGCAGCAGCAGCGACGAGUCUACACAGAGUCCAGCUCCAGAUGGCAGCACAAUGUCAUCAGAUUUGAUGAAGUUAUGUGGCGAGUCCAAACCAAGAGGAAAGGCUCGAAGGCGGACUACCACCCAGAUGGAGCUGCUCUAUGCUAGCAGUGGAGAUUUGGCCUGCGAGUCCCCCACCGGAGACUUCCCGUCUCCUCUGCUGCCCCUCGCGGAGCGAGGGCCGGCAGACAUGUGGGGUCACCCAGCUGGUCAAGCCCCAGACCACGAGCGAACGGUCUCACCAUCUGCGCUGUCUGCCAGGCCAGCUGGCUUCUCAGGAUCUAGGUCGCCUACGGGAGUGGAGAGGAAACAGCUGGAGGGCUCACCUCUGAACCGCCGGAAGGUGCUGGAAAAAGGCCCCACUGUGCCUCCCAUUGCAGCCCCGGCACAGACACCUCCAGCGGGCCCCGCAGAAACUAAAACUAAAGGCGGCGAAUACAAAUCAAUGCUUGAUGAUUCGCCUGUAUUUGAAGGAAACAGGGGUGUGAUCAAUCCUGUGACGGCUCCUAAGAACAGUCGGGGCUCCAGGAUUCAGUGCGUCCACGUAGCUGAGGGCCACACCAAACCUGUACUCUGCGUGGAUGCAACAGAUGACCUACUUUUUACUGGCUCUAAAGAUCGGACUUGUAAGGUCUGGAAUCUGGUGACGGGCCAGGAGAUCAUGUCUCUCGCAGAUCAUCCCAGUAGUGUCGUCUCAGUCAGGUACACCUCCAGCCUUGUCCUCACUGUUUCCUCUGCCUACAUCAAAGUGUGGGAUAUUCGAGACUCCGCUAAGUGUAUCCGUACACUGACGUCAUCAGGCCAAGUUGGGUCAGGGGAUACAUGCUCCACUGCUAAAAGUUUAUCUAUCCCACCGGGAGAGAGUCAGAUAAACCAGAUCGCCCUCAACACUUCCGGCUCGUUUCUGUACGCUGCAGCUGGGAACUCCAUCCGCAUGUGGGACCUCCGCAAGUUUGUCUCUACUGGAAAGCUGAUAGGCCAUUUGGGGCCUGUGAUGUGUCUGACAGUCGAAAAGACGGGCAAUGGACAGGACACCGUGCUCACUGGCUCAAAAGACCACUAUGUCAAAAUGUUUGAAGUGACUGAAGGUGCACAGGGCAGCAUCAGCUCUAGUUACACGUUUGAACCCGCACACCAGGACGCCGUGGAGUCUCUGGUUAUUCAUGGUGACGUCUUCUAUAGCAGCUCCAGAGAUUAUUAUAUAAAGAAGUGGGACAUGGGAAGUAAAAAGUUUGUACAGUCAGUCAGCACCCAGACAGACUGGGUUAGUGCUCUGGGCGUGGUUCCAGGCUCCCCAGUGCUCCUCGGGGGAUGCAGAGGAGGGCUGCUUCGCCUUUGGCAUACCGACUCACUGGCACCCCUUGGUGAGGUCCAGGGGCAUGACAGUCCCAUUAAUGGCUUGGCAACCAACAGUACCCAACUGUUCACAGCCUCUGAUGACCGCACAGUGAAAAUUUGGGAAGCAAAAAACUGCUUGGAGGAAGGACACUAACAGCUGCUCUCUGUUGUCGACAGACAUCCAGUCUACUUGUUAGCUUUUUUCACUUGAGGUUGACCAUGUUGGUCCACUAUUGCUGCCCAACAGGGAUCUGGAUCAGGAAAACCUAAUUGGAUGUUAUUUUUUCCAGGUGAACUUAGUUACUGAUAUUUUAGGUCAACACCAAUUCGCAAAACAGGAAGGCCUUUAAAAUGUCUUCUAGAGUUACAGUGGCCUGAUGUCAGUCAGGAAAAUAUGAUUUAUUCUUUUGUAUUCAUUCUGGGAUCUGGAUCCAGGAGGGCAACAUCUAUGCAUAGUGUUGUUUUUUGUGUUAAAUAAAUGUGGUUAGUCUUCAGCAUCAUUUUGUAAUCAAAGCCUUGAACAUUUCUUCCAACAUCAUUAAUAACUGUGAUCAUAUCUUGUGUGUUGACUUGAUGUCCUGUUUGUCACAACAAUGCAGUGCAGGUCAUUUUGGUUGUGCGAGUGUGUUUGUGUAGGGGAAGUUUCCAGAUGUUGCCGAUGACAGGACCAAGAUACUAAAAAUUAGUUUUUAAGUUGUUUCUGCCCAACACGCCUUAGAUAAAAUACUUAUUUGUGGCAUGUUUUUUGCUAUUUUUUCUUUUUCGUCUUUGAUUUUAUAAAAGAAUAAAAUGAUGUAGAAAUGCAGAAUAUAAACCCAGUCCAUGCCUUGAAAAAAAGCUCAAAUAAAAUGAAGUUACUAAAUGCAUCAUUUGGAAUAGGCUUAAACUUUGAAAUGCUAAUUUAGCUUAAAAAACUUAUUUAGUUAACAAUAUUGGUUCACUUUUUUUUUUUAUCAACAAAAGACCUAAUAUUUAAACUAAAUUUGAUGCAAACCUCUUUAGGUUGUCAGAUAGAUGUGAUUAAGGAUAAAAAUUAAAAGAUACGAGUUGGCUUUUUUUUGUUUGUUUUGGCAGAAACUGGCUUCCGUAUGUUUUGCUUCUUUUUGCAGAUUUAUCUUUUCCCUUGAGAAAUUUU